AUGCGUUGGUGUCUAAAACACCCAACCAACAGGUUGUCGUUGUCGGAAUCGAAGAUUGGACUCGAACAACAAUCCGAUGUGCUAAGAAAAUGGUAUUAUCCAGCGGAACGCACUUCGGACAACAGUGACCGUCUGCUCGACUUAUAUGAACAGACGGGCCUCAUCAUUGUUCCCACGUUUAAGAGGGAUCAUCGACGCCAUCACCUCACAUGUCAGGGAGCAACCCUUUUAACGCCUGAAGAGCAGCGCAUGCGGAAGAUGAGGACCCUAAAGCUUCAGCUAGACUACGUUCUGGCGAGGAACAUUGCUCAGUCAAAUAUCCGAAAUUCUACAGCUGUUUGA
Necator americanus (New World hookworm) is the source of this 342-nucleotide messenger RNA. RefSeq lists its product as uncharacterized. The record is from RefSeq and is a predicted model, not a curated record. NCBI's taxonomy places the organism in Eukaryota, Metazoa, Nematoda, Chromadorea, Rhabditida, Ancylostomatidae. The transcript has a single exon. Bases 1 to 342 code for a protein of 113 amino acids.